This is a messenger RNA of Plectropomus leopardus (leopard coralgrouper), 786 nucleotides long. NCBI's taxonomy places the organism in Eukaryota, Metazoa, Chordata, Actinopteri, Perciformes, Serranidae. The record is from RefSeq and is a predicted model, not a curated record.
AUGAUAUUCUUCCUCUCCAGGCAGCUCCACAGCCCCACAAACUUCCUCAUCCUCUCCCUGGCUGUGUCAGACUUCCUCGUGGGCCUCCUGCUGAUGCCGAAUGGCAUAUUUUUAGCCGAGGCUUGCUGGCUCCUGGGUGAUCUCAUGUGUGCUCUGUACUAUCUUGUAGAUUUUAUCGUCACCUCUUCUUCUGUGGGAAAUAUGGUGCUCAUAUCAAUUGAUCGUUAUUUGGCAAUAUGUGACCCUCUACAUUACACCACCAGAAUCACUCUGGACAGAACAAAAAUCUUUGUUUGUCUGUGUUGGAUCUGCUCCAUUUUCUUUAGUUGUUUUAUUAUAAAGUACUCUAUGCGACGACCUGACUCUCAGAAUUCCUGCUACGGAGAGUGUGUAGUAAUCCUUAACCACAUCACAGGAGCUGUUGACCUUGUUUUUACCUUUGUUGGCCCAAUAACUGUCAUCAUAGUUCUGUAUAUGAGAGUAUUUGUGGUGGCUGUGUCUCAGGCUCGUGCCAUGCGCUCUCAUAUUGCAGCCAUCACACCUCAGGGUUCAGUGAGUGUAACUGCUAAGAAAUCUGAGAUGAAAGCAGCCACGACUCUUGGAAUUGUUGUUGUUGUGUUUCUAUUAUGCUUCUGUCCACAUUUUACUCCAUCCCUUAUAGGUGAGGAUAUCGAAGAAAGCAGUUCAUCCUCAUCCUUUGUCAUGUGGCUGCUGUAUUUCAACUCCUGUCUUAACCCUCUGAUCUAUGCCUCUUUUUACCCCUGGUUUAGAAAAUCUAUCAAACUC